Molecule: messenger RNA, 3159 nt
Organism: Stylophora pistillata
Lineage: Eukaryota; Metazoa; Cnidaria; Anthozoa; Scleractinia; Pocilloporidae
Cellular component (GO): nucleoplasm
Molecular function (GO): protein binding
Source: RefSeq, a predicted model, not a curated record
CAAAGCGAAAGCGAGUUUCUUAGUCAAUCAUCAACUUAUCAUUAAUUUUCAGCUGUGAAGCUGCCAGGGUACGCGAAAUUAACUGAUAAACGGAUUCAUACACAAUCCAUCAGCGCAAUCAACAUGGCCGCUCAGAGGAAUCAAUUCUCUAAACGUUUAGCUGGAAUCAACGCUUCUCCGAAGACACCCAACAACACAAUUUUGACGGAAUCAGAACCUUUGUACGUAACUCCUCAGAACGCGAUUGACUCAGAGAUAGAACCAAACACUCCGCUCAAAGAUUCCAUAAACACCUGCAAAAAAAAAUCAGGAAAACUAGUUUCUAAACGAAAACUUUUCCUGCAAAGUGGCCAAAGUUCUCCUGUGAACAAAGCAAAAAGACAGGCUACUCCAAAGACUCCAAGUGCUUUUCCUCUAAGCUCAUUUCCUGCAGACAGCUCCAGACUAAAUUUUCCAUUGACAGAACGCCAACAGUUGCAAUAUCUCCUUGAAGUAACAGCCAAAGAAGCAAAACAAGAAUCUGGAUCUGGUAACAACAACAGUGAUAAAAUACCAAUUCUUUACAACAAGACAAAUGCUAAGAAAGAUGUGAGCAAGGAAAACCAUAUUGAGACACGGAUACGAAAGAGAAAUGAGCGUGGAGAAACAGCACUGCAUGUUGCAGCAAUAAGAGGAGACUUGGAGGAUGUUGUUGCUUUGAUAAAAGCUGGAGCAUUGGUAAAUGCCAAGGAUAAUGCUGGGUGGACACCACUCCAUGAAGCUUGCAACUAUGGUAACCUAAGUAUCGUCCAGGAAUUAGUUCAGGGUGGUGCAGAAGUGAAUAGUCCAGGUUAUACAGCUAUUACGCCAUUGCACGAUGCUGUUAUCAAUGAUCAUGUGGAGGUUGUUAAGUAUCUCUUAGAGAAUGGGGCAGAUCCUAAGCUCCAAACAUCUCAAAACUACAAUGCGCUCACCUUAGCAAGAUCUGAACAAGUUCGCUACUUGCUGAGUCCAGAAGAAAGAAGAGGAAAUGCAUACUCAGUUGAGUUCCAAGAAAACGUUGCUUAUUUGCAACACCGGGAUCCUAACUUCAAUUUAUCUGAAAUCAAAAUCAAUGGAUUGAGUACCCCUUUCAUUCAAAGAAACAAUGGUGAGGACACAUUAGUUGAUGAGAUGGAAACACAAGGCUUUAAAGUGCUGUCAUCCCAAAGUGUUUCAGUUCAGAAUCCUAAAGAUAUGGAAAUGGACUUACAUAUAACUCCACACAACACUUUUGGAGUCAAUGGAGGAAACUGUAGCAAUAAACAAAAUUUAUAUUCUCAGCAAUUUCCAGCAUUUUAUGAAUUUCCUGGAAAUACUUACCAUUGCAUCAAUGAAAGAGAAAUAAGCAAAGAAAGAGAGGCAGUUUUUAGGAGAUUGUCGCCAAAAGAAGGUGCAGGAAGGAAUGAAGAUUUUCCAGGUAGAAGUGAUUAUGCAGGUUGGCCUUUUCAGAGGCCUCUUUGCCACACUGUUGUUGCAAAAGAGCCACAAGGCAAUGAAAAUGUGCAAGGUGUAGGUGCCAACGAAAUAAGUCAGUCUUCUGAUCUUGCAACUCUUAGUCCUCAUUUAGAUGUGAAAGAAGAGGUUUGUCCUGAAGAGUCAGAGCCACCCAUUGCUGGUGAUCCUGGCCUUAUGAAUAUGAAACAGUUGACUACCAAGAAUCUUGGUCUGCCUGGGACAUCACAAUUUCAGGAGGACGCUGUUGUACCAGAGAAAUUAAAUGAGUGUCUUGACAAGGCAAUGAUUGAGAUCUCAUCGUACCUAAAAACCAGCCAAAAGUUAGAUGUCAAAGCAUCAUUUGAUGAAAGAGAAUUAAAGACAAAUGAUAAAGAUGAAUCAAAAACAUAUACAUCUUUGAACAGCAAGGAUUUGUUAAAUGGAUUUUCUGAUGUGGACUCGCCACCAAAACCUGCCUCUGUAGAUCCUGCCUCAGAGCUUGGUAAUAAUGAUUGUCAUCACAAAGAAAAACCAUCAAUGGAUCCUUCCCUUUCCAAAACAACUGAGCCUAAAGAACAUGGGAAAACUUUACCACAUCAAGAAUUAUGCACUGAAGAAACUGAAGGCAACAUUGUUGAUCAGCAACCAAAUGCCAAUUUCACAAAAAUUAAGACAAAAGGUGACAGAAAGAAGGAUGGUGCCAUAACAGAAAAAGGUACAAGGUCUAUCAGAAAGAAGAAGUCAUCAAAAUCUUCUGAUGUAACCAAUAGCCACUGCAGUCAUAUCAAAGAGGAGUGUACAAGUCACAUUCAAAAUUCUUCCUGGAGGUCAGACCUACCUAAAUACCGUUACAGCAUAUCCACCUUACCAUUACGUAUCCCAGGUUAUGAGGAUUUCCUCAUAAACAGCAACAACAGUGAAUCAAAAUCUUUAUCAGAUAGGCAGAUCAUGGCUGAUUCAACAUGGGGAAACCAUUUGACAAGGCUAUUGUCUCAACAUGACACGGAAAAGGUCAAGCUGCGCAUGACUUUAGAGCAAGAGUUGGUGCGGCUGUAUGGAAAUGUUGCUCGUAAAUCAGCUGGACAUCAAAUCCCAUACAGUGCAUGUGCGGUGAUUUCAUCACAGAUGCAAGCUCCUGGAAUAAAGCUUAGUGCAGAAAAGGAGCCGAAUAUACCCAUCAAACCUGAGUUGGACAAGAUUUUCAACAAGUUCAACGGGCUUAAGACGCAGAUGCUGAACCGGCAUAAACGAGAAAUUGAAGUGAUCUUCGCAUCAGAAAGUUUAUGGAGGAAAAAUAAAACUGAGGAUAGUAAAUGUGUGACAAAAACUGGGAUGUAUGUGAGCGAAGACUUUGAACUUCUGCCUCCCAAGUUUAGGGAUUAUUACGAAGAGGUUUUGUGUGCUAUGGACUGAACACAAACCAACCGGAGAACGGGAAGGAGUUGAAAGCUGACAAUGCAGUAGGGAGACAGUGCGCGCCUUUUCGAUUUACUCAAAUUGUUAACUGUAAACAUAAAAAUCCAACUCAAGAAAACAACAAAACUACCCUAUCCAUUUCUGUGUACCUUUCUAUUUUACUUAGCCCGCUUUCUACAAAUUAUUUUCUAUCAUCCAUAUUAUGAUGUUUUCCCUCAAAGGGAAUAGUAAACAUUUGUAAAUGAAAGUGUCGUUGAGUGGGUAAUAAAAAUUGUUAAUGAAAACAAG